AGCACAUGGCGCUGUGACCAGUAAUGUUUGUGAAGAUUCUGCCCAUUUGAAACUCGAAAGAUCUCAUUUAAGCUGCGGCUUUAAUGACGUUUCCUUUACGUGAACAUUCACCUCUCUGCACGGUGCGUUAGCUGUUAUUCCCCCCACCCCCUCCCUUCUCUCUCUUUCUCUGUUGGAUCCCCGGCAGCACGCUCUCCCACCCAAAACUCCUCGCAUCCCCUUCCAUGCUACAGAACCUACAACGCUUCCUCCUGCCCCGUGUAGCUGGCGAUGCUGAUCCGAAUGGCCGGGACUGGUCAUACUGCAGACGACUGGCUGUGAUGUGAAUUUCUCCUGAUUUUACUUUGGUGGGAUGGGUCACGGGUUUGGAAGAUGUUGCUGAAGGAAUCUUGACAAGUUGCUGCAGUGCAUCUUGCAGGUGGUACACACCGCUACUACUGUACACUAGAACUCAGACUGAUUAUCAAUUUCCAUGGAGCAGGACAUAGAGAGCUCAGUGGCUGGUCAGCAGCCAAAGCUGCCGAAACAAGUGCGAGAGGAUGCCCCGAAACAAAUAGCUACGGGCAAUCGCCCUGUCAAAAGGAGUAUCCAAAGGUACGUGCGAAAGGAUGGAAAAUGUAACGUUCACCAUGGGAAUGUCAGGGAGCGGUACCGUUACCUAACUGAUAUCUUCACUACGUUAGUGGACUUAAAGUGGAGGCACAACCUACUCAUUUUUGUCAUGGUCUAUACCACCACUUGGCUUUUCUUUGGAAUGAUCUGGUGGCUUAUUGCCUACAUACGAGGGGACUUGAACCACAUAGGGGACUCUACCUGGGUGCCCUGUGUUAACAAUCUCAAUGGCUUUGUCUCAGCAUUUCUCUUCUCCAUAGAAACUGAAACCACCAUUGGAUAUGGGUACAGAUUCAUCACAGACAAGUGUCCUGAAGGUAUCAUUUUACUCCUGGUCCAGUCUGUCCUGGGAUCAAUAGUCAAUGCCUUCAUGGUUGGUUGCAUGUUUGUGAAAAUAUCACAGCCCAAUAAAAGAGCUGAAACGUUGGUCUUCUCCACACAUGCUGUGAUCUCUGUACGUGAUGGGAAGUUGUGCCUAAUGUUCCGAGUUGGGGACCUGAGGAAUUCGCACAUUGUGGAGGCUUCGAUUCGUGCCAAGCUAAUCAAAUCAAGACAAACCAAGGAAGGAGAGUUCAUCCCACUCAAUCAAACAGACAUAAACGUUGGCUACGACACAGGUGAUGACCGUCUCUUUUUAGUCUCACCACUAAUAAUCUGCCAUGAGAUCAAUCAGCAGAGCCCAUUCUGGGAGAUCUCCAAAGCCCAGAUGGCCAAAGAAGAGGUGGAGAUUGUAGUAAUCCUCGAAGGAAUGGUGGAGGCAACAGGUAUGACAUGCCAAGCACGGAGUUCAUACGUUACCAAUGAAAUCCUGUGGGGUUACCGCUUCAUGCCUGUCCUAUCAUUGGAGGAAGGAUUUUAUGAGGUUGAUUACAACAACUUUCAUGAGACCUAUGAGAUAAAGACACCGCCCUGCAGCGCCAAAGAGUUGGCGGAGAUGAACAGCAAGGUGGAACUUCCCCUCACCUGGUCAGUCUCUACCAAGCUAAAUGAGGAGGAGGAGGAAGAGGAGGAGGAGGAAGAGGAGGAGGAAGGGGAGGUGCAACCAGAGGACAAACACCACGAGGAGCAAUCCGAGCAGAAUGGAGAGGUUACAAACUUAGAAAAUGAAUCCAAAGUAUGAAUUAGAAGAAACUGGAAUCUCACAUUUCUAAUGCAGGCAGUAAGGGAAUCAAAGUGUGAAGCAACACACUGAAGACUUUGAUAUUUGAACAAAAAUAUUGAUUAGGGAAAUGGGGGUGCUUUGGGAGUUGGGAAAUGAAUGGUUGGGGAUGAGGGGUACAGGUGUCGAAGGAUGAGGUGGGAUCACUCUGAAUUAACAGGACAGAGUUUAGUUUGCAAAGGAAUUUUUAACCAGUUAAUAUAGACACAACAUCUGUGUUUAAAAUAGAGCGACUAAAAUGCCUCAUUAGAGCAUACUUGGGUUCAGAAGCUAUUUAGAAUUUACUGUUUUAAAUGCUGGAACAGUAAACUGUCAGCUUUUUAAAGUAUCCAACAUUUAAGUAGUAAGAAUUAUGCAGAAGUAUUUCUAAUGCUGUGCUGUUAAGUGAAUACAGCAAAAUGAUCCCUUUUUAUGCUUAAUAUGUGUCUGUGUAUAUAUUAAAUGGUUCAGAUAGUAACAUUAUUAGAUUCAAUCAAGAUCUCAGGAAGGAUGCUGGGCAGGUGGAAGAUGUUGUACAUUUAAAGAAGCUCUGCUAUAUUUUCACUGGAGCUAACAUGAGAACUAUUUUUGGAUGUUGUUUACGAGUGGCUUUCUUUUUUAAACCCUUUGUAAUUUCCAACACUACUUUCUUUGGGAAGAAGAGCCCAGCACCCAUUCAAAGAAAACCAUAUUAAAUCAACAGCUUUUCACUUUCACAUCCCACCCUCCCCAUCAGAAGGUCUGUUUGAUCAUGGGAUCUCUUAUUAAUGUAUGAGCAUCAAAUAGUGACUGAAACCCAUGUUGCAAAGUUUAGCUACACAUCAACAACGUGAAUGUGACAAAAUGUAAACCCUGGGAAUUGAGAAAGAUGACUCGAAUAAAACAGGCUUGUGUUUCAUCAUUGGGUCAGCCUUUAUUAGAAUUAGAUUAGUGAUCGAGGGGUUUGCUAUCAAAUGGAGAAGUAAUUUCAACAUUAUGAUAUUUUACGAGGAUUGAAAGAGGUCAUUAUAAAACAAGUAUGUAUGGCUAUACAACCUUCAAUAUAUUGCUGGAUAAAUGUACAUAACAUAUGAAAUAUCUAUGGAUUUUUUUGAAUGUUAAUGAGAAUGUAGGUAAGUUGUACAGAAAUUGCGCACUUCAAAGCUGAGCAUCAUUUUGAGAGACUGAGACUUAAAUCAGUUCGAGGAAGAGGAAGGUGAUGGUGGGUAUGGUAGAGCAUAGAAUACAAGCAUUCCGUAUUGUGGUUUUAUUGUUUCUAACAUAUGAAAAAUGGCAUUGUGACUUUUUUCUUCUAAAUUCUGCCCUGUACAUAACUUUUAAUAGAUCAACAAAUUUAUGGCUGUCUGUUAGGCCCAUAUUUGAGCAGACAGUCCUGUUUUAAAGCAAUUCUCCAGACAUUUUGUAAAACUAAAAACGAACUUUCUUAAUGUAUAAACUUAUGUCCUUCUGCUUAUCUGUCUGCCAACGCAAUGGCACUGAAUUGUUUCAGCAUCUUCCUGGGACAAAGCAAAUGUCAAGUUGUGAUUUUACUUUGUCAUAUCUGUACCAUCCAACAACUCCCUUGCUCGCAUCUCCACACCCGACCUAGUUGUAUGCUUGGCAAUAGGUGAAUAGCUGUAAUUAAGAGAAUCAAGGGAAGUGGAGGCAUAGAUAGAGUUGAUAGCCAGAGACUAUUUCCCAGGGCAGAAAUGGCUAGCACGAGGGGUCAUAGUUUUAAGCUGGUUGGUGGAAAGUAUAGAGGGGAUGUCAGAGGCAGGUUCUUUACGCAGAGAGUUGUGAGAGCAUGGAAUGCGUUGCCAGCAGCAGUUGUGGAAGCAAGGUCAUUGGGGUCAUUUAAGAGACUGCUGGACAUGCAUAUGGUCACAGAAAUUUGAGGGUGCAUACAUGAGGAUCAAUGGUCGGCACAACAUUGUGGGCUGAAGGGCCUGUUCUGUGCUGUACUGUUCUAUGUUCUAUGUUCUAUGGAGACAAGAGGGAAAGGGGAGCUAAACUGAACAACCAACCACAAACUUACAGAAGUAGCAAAGAAAGUUCAAAGAGCCUUGCAACCUGCUCCUCUGCCUAUUUCAUGUGAUACACCGACAAGCAGAGAGAAGCAGCAUGCUGCAUGUAACUUUACAACAUAGAACCCACAAGAGAUUUAAGAAUUUUAGAGGUUUACAGGAAUAUUGUUUCAAUGUAUAAACAAUGAAAAGAUUUAACUAGGUACAUUACUAGUGCCAAAUCACUGCUUUUUAUAACUCACUACAUUUCAUUCAAAUGUUUUUAUUGGACAGUUACAGUAGCAGUUUAUAGAUAAAAGCAUAAUUCAUACUUCCCUUAAUUCUUUUAAAUGUUUGCAGCCUAAUGAUGCUAAGAACAUAAACUGCUUCAGCACUAAUGUACUACUUUUGAAGUGAUAUAACAAAGGAAAAGUGGGACUUAAAUUUAAACGGGGAAAAUCUCCAUGAAACAGCAAAGUGAAUGAUAAAGUCAUUCUUCAGCAACAUUGGGUUCAGAAGCUUGAGGGAUGAACAUUGGUCAGGAUGUGUGAGAACCUCCCUGUUCUCCUUCAAAAUAGUGUCAUGGGAUCUUUCAAGUUCACUAGAGAGGGAAAACAAGACCCUGGUUUAACAACUUACAGGCAAGACCACAGCUCCAAAGGGGCAACACCAUUUUGGUGACUGAAGAGUCAGCCUAGAGUUUGUUCCUUGAACAAAGCACCUUUAAACUCAGAGAAAAGAGUGCACCCAACAGAGCCCAGUUUGACCUUGUAUAUUUGAUCUCUUUAUUAAUAUGAAUGAUGAACUUGAGUUCAUAGCUAGGAUGAUCAACCCAGGAAAAGUUGGGAAUGUGCCUAGAGAUUUCAUGACAUGACCAUUUGCCUCCCACUGCACUUCCUCCAGCAUCAAUGCCCAACCACACACACAUCCUGGUGGGACAAAUUGCCUUCCUAACUCAAGCAAAAUGCAAACAGAACCCCACCUCCACCCUUCUCUACUAGCCAACUGAAUUGUGCACAGUCAAACCAAUCUCCAGUGGCAUUUUAGAAUUAAGCAAAAAAAAAGCUUCCAAACGAGAUAUAGAAGAAACAAUUUUGUAAUGGUGCAUUGAAUUUUUUUAUUUUCUCAAAGACAAAAUUGGGUGGCUCAGCGAUUAGCUCUGCUGCUUUGCAGCACCAGGGACCCAGGUUCAAUUCCAUCCUCAGGCAGCCAUGUGGAAUUUGCACGUUCUUACUGUGUCUGCAUGGGUUUCUUCCGAGUGCUCUGGUUUCCUUCCACAGUUCAAAGAUGUGCAGAUUUGGCGGAUUGCCAAUGCUAAAUUCCCAAAGUGUCCAGGGAUGUGUAGGCUAGGUGGGUUAGCCAUGGGAAAUGCAAGGUUCCUAGGAUACGGUAGGGGGUGCUAAGUCUGGGUGGGAUGUUCUUUGGCGGGCCAGUGCCAAAUGGCCUGUUACCAUGCUGCAGGGAUUCCAUGACACAAUGAAACAGUUACUUAUAGCAGUGCUGUGCCCUCCAAUCUUUAUUUCAAGCCUCAUCCACACUAGGAACAGCCCAGUCGCAAUUUUAACAAAACGGUUGUUAGUUUACUUUGAGAAAGCCUUUUGUAGUUGCAGGGCAUGUUUGAAGGUGAAUCAGGGAACAGUACCUGUCAAAAGAACCUGCUCCUGCAAACAUUCUCAUUUCUACCUGCCUGGAUGGUUUUCCACAAGUUGCUCCAAUCAGACGUGUGUUUUUUUUUCCCUUGUACAUUCUGUGCACUUUAUAAACCCUCACAGGAACUUUCUUCAAUUAGACUUUACUUCUCAAGUCAGAAACCAGCAAGAAUCUCAAUGGUGGAGGGGCCAGGAAAUUAUUUUUGAACAUUGUACCAUGUAAUUAAUAUUGAACGUACACCAUCAUUAACAUCAGUCUUAUAGUAACCAUUCAAGCACUGAAAGUCUCAAGUGCUUUUUGCAUACCGACUCUAACUAUAAAUUUCUGUACUUUUUUUUUAUGUUGAAUGUUUUCAAGUGAAAUUAAAGAAAUGCACGGCCGCACAUCUAAUUGGUCUUCUUUGUAAUCUUGAUUUCUGGCAGAGACAACCAUUUAACGUUGAUGCAGAGGUGAUACAUCUCAAAGGACACAAAUCAGUGAGAAUCAUUUUUUAUAUGUAAACCCAAGGAUAGCUGGAGUAGAGCAAUUACCAUCAGCAAUUUGCUCCAAGGCACUUACAUCAUAGGUUACAG
Stegostoma tigrinum is the source of this 5954-nucleotide messenger RNA. RefSeq names its product potassium inwardly rectifying channel subfamily J member 6 (gene kcnj6). Gene Ontology annotation, molecular function: G-protein activated inward rectifier potassium channel activity. The coding region runs from base 473 to 1732 and encodes 419 amino acids. Lineage: Eukaryota; Metazoa; Chordata; Chondrichthyes; Orectolobiformes; Stegostomatidae. Gene Ontology annotation, biological process: potassium ion import across plasma membrane; regulation of monoatomic ion transmembrane transport. The transcript is spliced from 4 exons. Gene Ontology annotation, cellular component: plasma membrane. The record is from RefSeq and is a predicted model, not a curated record.